AUGGCGAAGGCCGCUGCUAUGAACCAUACUGUACUUUUGCUGCUGCUGCUCACCACGCUCUCGGCGGCGCACAAACACCACGACCAACUAUCUGAGGAGCAAUCCAAAGCGCCCACCGAUGCUAUCCUCUGGAUCCACAUACUUCUCCAGGCUACGGUCUGGGGGAUCCUGUUCCCUGUCGGAAUGGUGCUGGGUAUCACGAGGAGCCGCUGGCACGUCCCUCUGCAGAGCACGGCGUUCGCACUAACCUUCGGCGGCUACAUCCUCGGGCACUCUCAUGGUGGACGGAUGUUCCUCCCUUCCAUCCAUGGUUCAUUCGCCUCCCUGCUCUUCAUCCCCAUCCUCCUCCAGCUCUCUUUAGGCAUCUACCUCAAACUCCACAUUCACGAGGAGACAAUACGGCCGUACGCCGUCGUAGCGCAUGGUGUGCUGGGCAAGGCGUACCCCGUGCUAGGGUGGUCGCAGAUGCUGUUCGGCGCGCUUACAUAUGGAGGCUAUUGUCGCGACGGAAAUCUGGGACAGUGUUUGGCGCAUUAUAUUAUGGGAAGCGGCUUCAUCGCCUACGGUGCGAUUAUGGCUAUUCUCUUGGUAGUUGGAGAGGCUUGGAUCAUACGGAGCGGCAGAAGUCCGGAAUGGUGGGAUUCUUGGAUUAUUAUGUUGUGGGGCAUCGCACAAGGCACUACCAUGCCACGAUCAAGUCUCCCGUACCCAUCCCCUUUCAACACAUUCACAGAGCACCGUGGCUCGACAUGGUCGGUCAAAGAUAUGCAACAUACUAUCCUCGGUGUCCUAUGGUGGACAGGAGGUCUCCUUGGUAUCUUCUUGGCUAGAAAUAACCAGCGCAACGUCGUUCCAGGGGUGAUCAUCAUCUUGACGGGAUGGGCAAUGUCCGAGCAUGCGCAGAGGCUGAAGAUCAACGACCAACUACUAUUUGCACACCCACAGGUCCACGCAACAUUUGGGCACACGCUCAUGCUCGCGGGCCUGGCACGCAUCGUCGAAAUAUGCUUCGUAGCGCCCGACUACGCUAAAUUAUCCAACCCACCCAUCCACCCUCAUCUUGCCAGCAGCAAUGGGGAAGUUGAUGUUGUCUUCGACGAAGGGGACGAUGCGGGGAGCGACCAUACGUUGGCGGAGAACAACAACAGUCAUCACGUCGUUGGUGGAUCGGGUGUGGAUGGUCGGAGAGGGGGUGCUGGUGAUACGAGUGGUGGAGGAGCUAUUGGUAGCGGCGGUAGGAGCAGGGGUGGAGGUCCGGGAAGUGCGGGUGCGGGCGUGAAGAAGGCGUUCAGACAUUUACCGCCGUUUGUGAGUACUAUGCGCAGGUUGCUCUUCAUGUCCGCCACGGACGAAGAGAUCGAGGCCGUGCACGAGAGUGGGAUGGAUCAUGUCACGUACAUUUUAAUCAUGUUUAGUCUGGCGUUCACGAUCUACGGCCUCAUACUUCUGCUCCUCCACCUCUACGCCACGACGGGUCGGCACGCCUCUUCAUCCCCUUCAUCCCCGUCCUUCUCUGGUGGCGAAGAGAUCGAGCUGAGGGACACAAGUGGCGGUGGGGGUGGCAAUAAGUGGUAUGCGAGAGUCCCGCAGACGCCUUUGACGGGCGGGGGCGGGGCACAUGUUAUUGGGGAUGACGAUGAUUGA
Messenger RNA from Pleurotus ostreatus (oyster mushroom), 1644 nucleotides. RefSeq lists its product as uncharacterized. Bases 1 to 1644 code for a protein of 547 amino acids. NCBI's taxonomy places the organism in Eukaryota, Fungi, Basidiomycota, Agaricomycetes, Agaricales, Pleurotaceae. The record is from RefSeq and is a predicted model, not a curated record. The transcript is spliced from 14 exons.